Molecule: messenger RNA, 1770 nt
Organism: Saccostrea cuccullata (small rock oyster)
Lineage: Eukaryota; Metazoa; Mollusca; Bivalvia; Ostreida; Ostreidae
Exons: 9
Coding region: 204-1727 (507 amino acids)
Source: RefSeq, a predicted model, not a curated record
UUCCAUAACCCAGAUACUUUCAAAGGAAAAAAAAAGUUUUGUAAUAUGCAUCUGUAACUUCCCAACAGUGCUGGUUCCAUCAAAACAAUCCAAAAUUUCAUCAAUUUCAUCUUAAGAUUUCCAAACUGAAUUUUUCAUUUCAUAAGCGUGGAUUUUCUAAAAAGAGAAAGACCCCACAUGACGAUUUGAAAUUCAGAUGAAAUAUGGAUGUAAACUUCAGACCUGUGACUGCUUGUCCUAAGGAUGGUCUCACUUGGCUGAACAACGGGAUAAAGUUACAGUGUCCCAAUGAUACACUAGGAAGGAACCUGUACCAGUGUGUACCUAAUGAUGGCAGAUCGUCACUUGUGGAGUUUUGUCUUCAAGGGAGUAUUGGCAGAUAUGGAGAAAAUACUUGCCCUUUUGCUUUAUCAUCGGGACACCUAGACGCCAUCAACUGCUCCACUUUUCUCAAAGGUUGUCCAAAAGAACCUUACCUUACCAAUGAAGUUUACAAAUAUCCAGCCUGCUUGGAAAUAAAUCCACAGAAACGUUGCUACCUGGCGAAUGAAAACUGUUUAAACAAAACGAGUCAGGAAGAUUCAGAAUCAACAACUUUAAUUCAACCCACUGACUCCUCAUCAUAUAUCCUGUCCACAGAGAGUUUUAAUCUUACCUCGGUGUUACCAAACAGUACUUCGAAUUUGCAGCCGGGGAUUGAGACCGUACCUAUAAUUGCUGGCGUAGUCUCCUUAUUGAUCGUACUAUUAGUUAUAUUUGUAAUUUUCUUCCUUUUUUACUCGAGAAGAUGUUGUCGGUCUUGGAACACAAUGAACUCAACAGAGAUGAAUGUCAUCCCUGUACAAGAAGAAGAGAAAGACAAAGAAAAGGAUUUGGAGCUCCUUUUGGACUUUGUGUCCAGACAACUUUCUUUCGCGGACCUUGCCAUUGUUUCCACAUAUCUUGGUGAGCCUCAGUUGGCAGAGACGACCUAUUUGGACAGGACCCCCUCCGAAACCUAUUGCAAGCUUUUCCAUGUGUGGCGAUGUAAAUAUACGCGCAUAGACCACAAAGCUAAAUUGAAGGAAGUUUUCUCCUCCAUGGAGAGACAAGAUUUAAUUGAGAGAAUGGAAAUGUUCUCUAAAGACAGCUAUUUCUAUAAAGAAGUUUUAGUCAAUCCAACAGAACAAGCUCAGUCUUCUGACUUUAUCAUAAUGAGUAAACAUUUAGCCUCUAGAUCUCAACACGUCUUGCACUUUCUUGGUUUGAAACAGACUGGUAUAGAUCAGAUUGAGAGAGAUAAUAGAACUACUCAAGAAAAAAUACUGAGAGCUUUAUCAAAAAUCCAAAAAGAUAGGUCAUCACUAACAAGACAGAGUAUUUGCAAUGCUCUAUAUUACGCAGACCAUUCUGACGUCAUAGAUAUUCUAAACUCUAGCUGGAACAGGGCAGAUGUUGUAGCAAAUAUUAAGCCAACGGAGAGAGACAAAUGUAUCGCUGAGAUCCAUGUCAAACCAGAACCUAAGAAGAACAUCCCUGAUGUUAACGAGACGGAUAUAAAUACUGAAAUAGAGAAGAGAAAGCCUGCUGUCCAAAAUACUGAUGUCAAAAGUAAACCAGAAUAUGGUUUAGGCAAUGAAGAAGAAGGAGAAGCGGUCCGUAGUGAUACCGAUGAGGAUGGCAGUAGUGAUUCUGAAGAUAUCGGUGAGUUAAUAAAGCAAACAGUUCAAGUAUUUUUUUUUUCUUGACAAUGUAAGAUAUUGGGAUAUAUUUACAUAUUUUAUGUCUUAA